Hippocampus zosterae (dwarf seahorse) is the source of this 1874-nucleotide messenger RNA. It is a transcript of the gene mmp19, whose product is annotated as matrix metallopeptidase 19. Bases 65 to 1483 code for a protein of 472 amino acids. Gene Ontology annotation, biological process: extracellular matrix organization; collagen catabolic process; proteolysis. The record is from RefSeq and is a predicted model, not a curated record. Gene Ontology annotation, cellular component: extracellular matrix. The transcript is spliced from 9 exons. Gene Ontology annotation, molecular function: metalloendopeptidase activity; zinc ion binding. Lineage: Eukaryota; Metazoa; Chordata; Actinopteri; Syngnathiformes; Syngnathidae.
CGUCGCCUGCUCUGGCUGAGCACUCCAGUGUAGAAUUCCGAGUGGGGAACCUCAGAGCUCAAAGAUGGAGCGCAGCGGGCAGCUGCUGGUGGUGCUUUUGGUGCUCGCUUGCAGCGGCGCUUUCUGUGCAGUGGUGCAGUGGAUGGAACUGAAUGAGGCACAGGCCUAUUUGAAGCAAUAUGGCUACCUGAAUGAGCCCAGUGAUCCGCUCGACCCCAACUACCUGGAGGAGGUCAUCCAAGCUCUUAGGGUUUUCCAAAAGGUGAAUGAGUUGCCUGCUAGUGGAGAGUUGGACGAAGCCACCCUGGCUGUGAUGAGGCAGCCUCGCUGUGGCUUGGAGGAUCCCUUCAACAAGAAACAGCACAAGUACAGAGUGAUGGGUCGCUGGAGGAAAAAAAAUCUGACCUACCGCAUUUACAACUACACACCGGACAUGAAGAAAGCCCUGGUGAAAACAGCCAUCCAGGAGGCCUUCAAGUACUGGAGUGACGUGACGGACUUGACCUUUAGAGAGGUGGAAUACGGAAGAGGUGACAUCAGGAUCGCCUUCCACAAGAGAGAUGGCUACUGCAGCAUUCCGUUUGAUGGCCGUGGUCAUGUACUGGCCCAUGCGGAAGCACCAGACUCUGGAAUGGUCCACUUUGACGAAGAUGAGUUCUGGACGGAGGGGACAUACUACGGCUCUAAUUUGCGUAUCGUGGCGGCCCAUGAAAUUGGUCACGCACUCGGCUUGGGUCAUUCUCAGUUCAGUAAUGCCCUCAUGGCUGCCGUUUAUACCGGUUACCGGAGCAAUUUCAAGCUGCACUUCGAUGAUGUGCGAGGCAUCCAAGCACUAUAUGGCCAACCUACAACCAACACUUUAUCUACUCCAACAACUUCAGACAGUGUCUUUCCUACUGAAAGCAGUAGUGACACUGAGAGCAUCCCUGAUCCGUGCACGGCCACACUGGAUGCCAUCAUGCUUGGUCCUUGGAUGAAGACAUUUGCUUUCAGCGGGAAGUACGUGUGGACCAUCUCAAAUCUGGGACACAACACACCAAUAAGGAUCGAUAGGCUGUGGAAGGAGCUCCCUGGGAACAUAGAUGCAGCGGUGCAGUCGCCAAGGACCGAUAAGACCUACUUUCUUAAAGGUAAUCAAGUGUGGCGGUACACUGGCUUUGUGCUUGACUACGGCUACCCUAAAAAAGCUCAGCGCAUCCCCCCUAACAUUGAUGCGGCUUUGUACGUGGAGAAGAACAGGAAGCUUAUUUUCAUCAAGGGUUCUAAUUACUGGCAGUGGGAUGAGCUGAAGUACAACAUAUUAACUCCCAGGCCGCUGUCCAUGCUCUUCAGCGGCGUUCCCGCCAGCCCGGACGCCGCCUUCACUUGGACCAACGGCAGGGUGUACUUCUUCAAGGAGGAUAACUACUGGCGUGUCAAUGAGCUGCUGAGGGUGGACAGAGGAUACCCAUUGAGUAAGAAAGAGCGGUGGAUGGGAUGCUGAGGGCCGCUCGACAGGGGGCAGCAGACACCCAAAAAGCAGGGUCCUGCUACAAGGGGCAUUUUUUUUAUUCAACAGAGAAGGACCUACUUUCACUUUGUGCUUUUUGACUUGAGAGAAUGAUAUAAGAUUUUGUAUUAUGUCGGGAAGAAAUUAAACAAAAGGCCUUCCUUUGUUUUUUAUUCCCUCUCUCACAAACAUGUGCAUUGGAUUAUGAGUAUUGAUGCUUUGAAGGGGACGUAAUGUGAUAAUGGAAGCAUGCUCUGUCAACCAGACCACUUUGACAAUGUUUCCAUUGUGCACAGAUUCACCCUGGGCCUCCUCAAAACAGCACAAGCUGUGAUUGUAUAUUUUUGCACAAAUAAAUAAACUAUGAUGCCCCCCUCCCCCAAAA